UGUGGUUGUAAAUGUGUGUGUUCUUGUGUUCAGAUGUCUGUUUCCUCACACUGGAUCCAAACACAGCACAGACUGAACUCAUUCUGUCUGAGGAGAACAGAGAGGUGAAGUGUGUGUUAGAGGAUCAGCCGUAUCCUGAUCAUCCAGACAGAUUUGAUGGUGUUUAUCAGGUGUUGUGCAGAGAGAGUGUGUGUGGACGCUGUUACUGGGAGACUGACUGCAGUGGAGAUGAUGCUGUGUGUAUAUCAGUGUCAUAUAAGAGCAUCAAGAGGAAGGGAGGUGUUGAGUCUUGUUUUGGAUAUAAUUCUCAGUCCUGGAGUUUGUUCUGCUCUUCCUCCAGUUUCUCAUUCAGACACAAUCACACACACACUGAUCUCCCAGUUGUUCCGCUCAGCAGGAGAAUAGGAGUGUUUGUGGAUCACAGUGCAGGAACUCUAAUCUUCUACAACAUCUAUAGAGACACAAUGAGCCUCAUCCACUCAGUCCAGACCACAUUCACUGAGCCGCUCUGGCCUGGGUUUGGGCUUUAUUAUCCUGGAUCAUCAGUGAAACUGAGCUGAAGACUGACGAGAGAUUUACCCACAAUCCUCUGCAGGAGCAGUCAGCAGCUGUGUGUGUGUGUGUGUGUGUGUGUGUGUGUGUGCGUGUGUGUGCGUGUGUGUGUGUGUGUGAGUGUGUGUAUUACAAUAUCCUUCAACUACACAUUUACACAAUUAUUAAACAUUAAAACAAAUCUUUCAAAUAAAAACACAGGUGGUCUUCAAUGAUUACACACAAAGCCCCUUU
This is a messenger RNA of Danio aesculapii, 786 nucleotides long. Its product is annotated as tripartite motif-containing protein 16-like. Bases 12 to 560 code for a protein of 182 amino acids. The transcript has a single exon. NCBI's taxonomy places the organism in Eukaryota, Metazoa, Chordata, Actinopteri, Cypriniformes, Danionidae. The record is from RefSeq and is a predicted model, not a curated record. Gene Ontology annotation, molecular function: protein binding.